AUGCUGAUCAAAUUCUACACUUCCGGAGGGGGUUCUGCAAUUGCCAUUGCUGUUGAGAUUGAGAUUUGCCCACCGACCUGCAGCUGCACCUUGCUCGACCAGCUCUCUCGUUCUUCUGUAGCGCAGCACGAGCUUUUACUAGCUCAUUUGCAGCAGCCAUCAUCUCAGAACCUUUGCAGGCCAGAGACACUAUGUCAGCUGUAA
Molecule: messenger RNA, 204 nt
Organism: Linum tenue
Lineage: Eukaryota; Viridiplantae; Streptophyta; Magnoliopsida; Malpighiales; Linaceae
Source: the annotation of a GenBank genome assembly